UCAAGAUGCAGUAAAGGCAGAAGGUGACCACGCUACAUACAAAUGCUGGAUCCCAACCUCCCACAGGCAAUUCUGCGUGAGGACAUUUGACUCUCCAUGGAGAGAGGGAGAGAGAAGCAAGCGCCUGGUGACAGAAAAUGGAAGGAGAACGUGUUAAACACCUACGGGCCAAGUUCCAAGGCAACAAGCAAAAGUUCCCUGAAACGAGCAACAGGCCAGGGAUUCCGCUUGCAGAUUCACUUGCAAAGGAGGAGAUACAUGGACUUAAACCUGGACCUGAGAGGGACCAAUCUACUAAAUUACCCAAAGCCAAGAGGAUGGGUUUAAAAAAUGCUCCUUUCUCUCAGGAUGACAUUCCAGGCUUGAGGCUCCUUUGUGAAGACCCCGCCUGGGUGGCUAACUCCAAGGAUAGAAAUGCUAUGGAAUCCAGUCUCCACCCAGCCGGUCUGCAAACAGGAAUACAAGGGGCACUCCCUGAACAAAAGGGCACAAGGGGGAAUUCAAACCUUCCUCAGAGAAGCCAGACUCAGCAGACCUGGCCACUGAUCAAGCAUGCUAGGAAUCAAGGAGUAAAUGCUGGUGCCCCCCUGGUUCCUGCCAAAGGGACGGCCGUCCCAUCCCUACUGGACACUCCAAGAAGCGUAUCAGAGAAAUGGCAGCCUAAGGUUCCUAAGAGAAAGCCACUGCCACAUACAGCCGCACUGGGACUCAAGCCAAUGAAACCCCAGCGCCCUCCUGAGGUGGAUCUAGAGAGGUUCUGGAAGGCUGCUGCUAUCAGAGCACAUGCUUAUCCUGCGCCAGAGCCAGUGAGAGGCAUGAGACAUGGUCACCUGAAGCCAAAUUCUGCUGCGUCUUCCCCAGAGCGACUCUCAUCUCAAGCUGCUCCGUCUGCUCGUGUCCCGAGUUCGGUGGGGGAAGGACUGAGAGGCGACCAAGAGCAGAUAUAUGAUGAUGUGGAAGCACUUGGGCCAAUUGGCAAAGGGAAAGGAUGUUUGUUGUCACCUGCUUCCCGGCUCCCAGCAAGUCCCCGCUCUGGAACAGGUGCCAAGCUGACCCCUGACAGAUUUCCCCCGCCGCCCGCUGAGCGCAGAAAAUCCCAGAUUUCAGAGCUAAGCGGGAAACGUGUGAAGAAUCUCAAACAGUGCAAGAAAGAAGAGCAGGCGGACAAGGAAUUUCGGAAGAAAUUCAAGUUUGAAGGGGAAAUCCACGCUCUAACCCGAAUGAUGGUCGAUCCCAACGUGGCUGAGAAGAAAGGGGGAGGGAAGAAUCUGCCACUCAGACGAGGAGAGAUUCUGGAUGUCAUUCAGUUAACGAGUCCUGAGAGAAUACUCUGCCGCAACAACCAGUGGAAAUAUGGAUACGUCCCCAGGGUGGCACUGCUGCAGCUGGACACUGACAUUUACGAUGAUGUUGCCUUUUGUGAUGAAAUUAAUUCUUCCACCAACACCAGCAAGUGAUCUCACCAACAGAGGAGGGGCUGUGAGGACAGAAACAUGAAAAACUUUAAAUGCAAGUUUCCUUCUUCAAAUUAGGAGUUGCCUUCUCCACAGUUAGUGCUCCAAAGGCAACGUGUCCCUUGUAACAUGGCAGGGUGGUUAAUUUUAAGAUGUUGGGCCUCUGGAAGGAUUUUGCCCUGCAUUCAGCAAAAUUACUCAAAAGUAGGACAGGAACCACAAUAGUGCUCAGAGAAACAGGUUACAAGUGAGCUGCAAAUAAACAAUCUGCUGUGUUUCUUGUGUUUAGCUGUGUAAAGAAUGGUGAUGACCUGAGAGUUUGGGGUUUUUUAAAAUUUUGCUGGUUGUUUAGCUUAGAAAUCCAGGUCUCGUCUGUCUUAUUUUUCCUGACAAGAUUCUGAUAUCUCUGCUUCUGAGUAUGUGAAGCCUUAGCAACUGAGAAGGGACGGAGAGUUCCGUAACACUGAGUUACACAGGUGUAAAUACAACACAACAGUUGGGAGGAAGGAUAUCUUUGUCAAUGAUUCAAAGCCCCACCCCUUGAACUGAGAUCUGAGAAGGCUCCUGCUCCAUUUCUGCCACCCGCUAAGGUGGCAUGUAGCAAAAUUAGGGAUGACCAAACAGGAUAGUCGUGAUAGCCUGAGGGGAAAGACAAGUGGAGUUUUCAAAAACCAUUUAGGCCUGUAUAGCUCAGAAUGGAAUAAAAAGGGACAAGCCCAAUUUCUUGUUCUUUGCAAGUGAGCUAGUGACAGUCCAACUGAGUCCUCCCCUGGCAGCUGACCACACAGAGACAGAGGUUGGUCUUGUGAUUAAAGCACUGGCCUGGGAUUUGGGAGAUUUGGUUUCAGUUCUUGGCUCUGCCACAGACUUCCUGUACAAUCUUUGUACGGUCCUCUGCCUUAGUUUUCCAUUUGUGAAAUGGGGAUACUGGUUCCUCCUCUGUCAGUCUUGUUAGAUUGUGAACCCUUCGGGGCAGGGACUCUUCCUAUGUAUAUGUACAGCGCCUAGCACCAUGGGGCUCACUGGAUUUCAGCUGGGACCUCUAGGCACCACUGCAAGACAAA
Molecule: messenger RNA, 2518 nt
Organism: Chelonoidis abingdonii (Abingdon island giant tortoise)
Lineage: Eukaryota; Metazoa; Chordata; Testudines; Testudinidae
Gene: PRAM1
Product: PML-RARA regulated adaptor molecule 1
Biological process (GO): integrin-mediated signaling pathway; T cell receptor signaling pathway; protein localization to plasma membrane
Cellular component (GO): plasma membrane
Molecular function (GO): protein binding
Source: RefSeq, a predicted model, not a curated record